This is a messenger RNA of Ramularia collo-cygni, 372 nucleotides long. RefSeq lists its product as uncharacterized. NCBI's taxonomy places the organism in Eukaryota, Fungi, Ascomycota, Dothideomycetes, Mycosphaerellales, Mycosphaerellaceae. The transcript is spliced from 3 exons. Bases 1 to 372 code for a protein of 123 amino acids. The record is from RefSeq and is a predicted model, not a curated record.
AUGAAGCUUUUCAUCGUCGUUGCACUCUGUGCUAGUGUUUUCGCAAACCCACAAGGCUCCACGUCUGGAUCAUCGCCUGGCUGCUCAUCAAAUCGUACUCCAUACUGCUGCGACAUCCGUGCCACUCCCCAGACCCCAAGUAAAGGCUGUAAGAACACUGAUGGAGCUGUCAGCGAUGUAUAUUCGUUCUUUUCGGGUUGCGCGAAUCGGAGUCUUCAGGCAACCUGCUGUACUAGUGUCAAUCAAGCACCACAGGCGACAGGACUGAACACCACGACACUCGCCGGUGUCGAUACAAACGCUGGCCAAAUGACGAAUCUUCGAGCCACUAAAUCUGGAAGACUCAACGGCUUGCAGACGAAGACCGCAUAA